Messenger RNA from Coccidioides posadasii C735 delta SOWgp, 693 nucleotides. The record is from RefSeq and is a predicted model, not a curated record. NCBI's taxonomy places the organism in Eukaryota, Fungi, Ascomycota, Eurotiomycetes, Onygenales, Onygenaceae.
AUGUCUUUCAAGUUUGGCGUGUCCCUUUUGACACUCACCGCCGCUGCCGCUGCAAUCCAAGUGACCAGUCCAGUCAGCGGUGCAACCUGGAAUCUAUCCAAGAGCCACACCAUCACAUGGACUUCUACCAACACUGAUCCAUUGACCUUCGCCAUCGAAUUGGCGAAUCUGGGCGUUUAUCCUCCGUUUAUUAUGAAGGUUGCAAGGGGUGUCAAGACAAGCAGUGGUUCAUAUCGCACAGAACCAAUCGAGAAGAUUCCGGAAGGAGAUACAUAUCAAUUCAACUUUCUAUCCGACGAUCCCAGCAAACCGGGGAUCCUCGCCCAGUCGCAGCAAUUUUCUGCUUCUUCAGCUGGUGUCCCCACAAACUCAUCGUCGGGCGCUACCAGUACCUCUAUUAACCCCGGAUCCAAAUUCAGUACAUACAUCACUUCAGCCAUCCUUUCCAACUCAACUUCAAAAGCUGAGGCUGAUAUUUUUGCUACAGCCUCGACUACCAGUUCUGGAUCUCGUGCUGCUUCCCGCACUCCUAAGGUUUCCACAACAUCCACUAGUACCCGCCGUCCCCUUACGACUACAGCGGAUAUGACCUCUUCAGCCCCUGAACAACGCGCCACCAAUGCAGCCCCUGCCCUUCAAGUGUAUAGCGGCGCUAAUGGGUUGAUCCUCUUCGCUCUCGCUCUAAUCGUCUAA